Messenger RNA from Williopsis jadinii, 1278 nucleotides. RefSeq names its product carbamoyl-phosphate synthase (glutamine-hydrolyzing) CPA1 (gene CPA1). Bases 1 to 1278 code for a protein of 425 amino acids. Gene Ontology annotation, cellular component: cytoplasm; carbamoyl-phosphate synthase complex. Gene Ontology annotation, molecular function: carbamoyl-phosphate synthase (glutamine-hydrolyzing) activity. NCBI's taxonomy places the organism in Eukaryota, Fungi, Ascomycota, Saccharomycetes, Phaffomycetales, Wickerhamomycetaceae. The transcript has 2 exons. Gene Ontology annotation, biological process: L-arginine biosynthetic process; L-glutamine metabolic process; 'de novo' pyrimidine nucleobase biosynthetic process. The record is from RefSeq and is a predicted model, not a curated record.
AUGUCUACUCUCAUUGCAAGAAACUUCAUCAAAUUGAGCUCUGUUCGUUCUUUGGCCACCAGCAGCUCGAACCUCACUUCCGCAUCGAAGCUUGACAGAGCCACCUUCACCAUCAGAAACGGGCCUGUGUUUGAUGGCUACUCCUUCGGUGCCAACAAAAACGUGUCUGGUGAGGCUGUGUUCACGACCUCCAUCGUUGGGUACCCUGAGUCUAUGACCGAUCCUUCUUACAAGGGUCAGAUUCUGGUCUUUACACAACCUUUGAUUGGUAACUACGGUGUCCCAUCCGGCGAGACCCGUGACCAGUACAACCUUCUCAAGUACUUUGAGUCUCCACACGCACAAUGUAUCGGUAUUGUUGUCGCUGACGUUGCUCUCAAGUACUCGCAUUGGACAGCUGUCCAAUCCUUGAGUGAGUGGUGCCAAAAGGAGGGUGUUGCUGCCAUCACCGGUGUUGACACCAGAGCCAUCGUCACUUUCUUGAGAGAACAAGGUUCUUCUCUUGCCCGUAUCUCCAUUGGUGAAGAGUACGACGCCGAUGAGGACGAAGCCUUUGUUGAUCCUGGCUCUGUGAACCUGGUUCACAAGGUUUCCACCAAGGCACCAUUCCACGUUGCCUCAACUGGUGAUUACCACGUUGCCGUUAUUGACUGCGGUGUCAAGGAGAACAUUUUGAGAUCCCUUGUCUCUAGAGGUGCCUCUGUUACAGUGUUCCCUUACGACUACCCAAUCCAGGAGAUUGCAAGCAACUUUGACGGUAUCUUCAUCUCCAACGGUCCAGGUGAUCCAACCCACUGUUCCUCCACAGUCUACAACUUGCAGAAGACCAUGGAAUCAUACCAGGGGCCAAUCUUCGGUAUCUGUCUCGGUCACCAGCUCCUUGCCUUGGCUGCCGGUGCAAAGACCGUCAAGAUGAAGUACGGUAACAGAGCACACAACAUUCCAGCUCUGGACUUGACCACGGGUAAAUGUCACAUCACCUCUCAAAACCACGGUUACGCCGUUGAUGAGACUACCCUACCAGCUGACUGGAAGCCAUACUUUGUUAACCUGAACGACCAGUCCAACGAAGGUAUGAUCCACACCUCAAGACCAAUCUUCUCCACACAAUUCCACCCAGAGGCUAAGGGUGGUCCAUUGGACUCCUCCUAUUUGUUCGACAAGUACUUUGACAACAUUAGAGACUACAAGCUCAAACAGGGCGAGCUUGUUGGCGCUGUCAGCAACAAGCCAAACGACUUGUUGGUCAACAUCUUGUCCAAGGUGAGAGUCCAAUGA